Eupeodes corollae is the source of this 1807-nucleotide messenger RNA. RefSeq names its product protein misato (gene mst). Gene Ontology annotation, cellular component: cytoplasm. The transcript has 5 exons. The coding region runs from base 98 to 1777 and encodes 559 amino acids. Gene Ontology annotation, biological process: mitochondrion distribution. The record is from RefSeq and is a predicted model, not a curated record. Lineage: Eukaryota; Metazoa; Arthropoda; Insecta; Diptera; Syrphidae.
CCCACUCCAACAAAACUAUCAUUUUCUUUUUCCUGAAACAAAAAUUUAAAAAUCACGAAUUCUCCUAAAAACUUUUUUAAAUUCUACGAAAAGCAAAAUGAGCAACACAAGGGAGGUCAUAACAUUUCAAUUUGGAAACUAUUCCAAUUAUAUUGGUGCUCAUUGGUGGAAUAUUCAAGAGUCUGGAUUCAAAUACGAUAUUUCUGAUGAAUCCACUUCUCAAAUCGACAAUGAUGUUCUCUUCCGAGAAGGACAAAAUUAUAAAAGACAAACUACGUUCACACCUCGACUACUGCUAGUCGAUCUAGAUGGUUCUUUGAAACAUCUGUCUGAGGAUGGAGAACUUUAUAGAGAAGUCUCAGCUCAACAAAAAACAAAGCCAGUUGAUGAACUCAAACAAAGUCUAGAGUGGAAAGAAUCUGAUAUAGAAGUCAUUGAAUCAGAACCUCUUCCGAAGCAUGAAUUCCAAAUGGAUCUCGAUGAUCCAGAAGUCAACAUCGAAGAAAAAGAAUACAAACUGAGUGAAAGUGUUGAGACAUGGACAGAUUUUUUGUACAGUCGUUAUCAUCCACGAACUAUUAAUAUAAUCAAAGAAUAUCAAUAUUCUCCGACGAAUGAGUCAUUUGACACCUUCUCGAAUGGAGUACGAAUGUGGAAGACUGACCAGUUUAUAGAUGAUUUUUCGGACAAUAUUCGACAGUACAUUGAAGAGUGUGACAAUUGUCAGGGCUUCCAAACAAUCUUCGACUGUCACAAUGGGUAUUCGGGCCUGGCAACUCAGUGUCUUGAAUACCUUAACGAUGAGUACUCUAAGGCCAAUCUGGCAAUACCCGUUUUUAAUCCUAAAAGCAUCCUCUAUCAAAGUUCAGAUGAACCAAUGACGGAUUCUAUUCGCUUAGUCAACAUUGCCUUAACUUAUAGUCAGCUAAUUGAACAAAGCUCAAUGUUUCUACCUCUUUCAACGCAGAGCCGAGUAUGGAGACAACAAGGCGAUCCACGACCUAUUCCACUACUCAACUAUAACGCCGAUAACUUAUACCAGACUUCUUCAAUUUUAGCCUCAUAUCUAGAAACUAUAAGUCUCAGGUAUCGUCUUAAGGAUGCACCUCUUUCGAGCAGUCUCGGAGCCUUUUGCAGUGAUCUCACGAACUACGGACGAAAAUUAAAUGCAGCUGCCAUGGCCUUACCAUUUCAAAUGCGAGACGAUGUCGAUCUCAUUGACUGCCUGGACAAAUUUGAGGGAGAUCUUUUAACGCAAAUAUCUCCCAAUUGUAAAAUUGGAACCAAUUACGUAGUCCAAUCACUUUGUGUCCGCGGAAUCCCAAAAUCCCGACUCAAACGUCCAAUGCAACAAGCUCAACAACAAAUGAAAAUGGCUGCCUAUCGCUGUGAUUCCGUCUCUCAGAUGUUCCAACUUUAUUUGCAGUGUCAAAAUCAUUCAAGCAUGGCACAUGUGUCAGCUCUUGAGGACCCAAUGCCCGUAGCAACACCUUUUCCUCGUGAAAUGUUCGAUACAUGCUUAAAUAGUAAGGGAUUUAUGUCGGCAAGUGAACGUGACCCGGAGAAAAAGGUUAUGUCAGUUCCGACGAUAGCUUCGGUCCAGUGUUCAGGGGAUAUUGCUGAUACAUUGGAGACACUCCAUCGGGAAGCGAAAAGAGUUAAAAUAACUAAGCUGCAUAGAUUCCUAAAUGCGGGACUCGAACAAGAUGACUAUGGGGAGGCGUUGGAGAGUUUGUUGUUGUUCAAGGACAACUACGAAGAUAACUAUGAGCUGUGAAAAUUUUUUAAACAAAUAAAGUUGAUUUUU